Hypanus sabinus (Atlantic stingray) is the source of this 1877-nucleotide messenger RNA. RefSeq names its product sperm associated antigen 7 (gene spag7). The transcript is spliced from 7 exons. Bases 54 to 746 code for a protein of 230 amino acids. Gene Ontology annotation, molecular function: nucleic acid binding. Lineage: Eukaryota; Metazoa; Chordata; Chondrichthyes; Myliobatiformes; Dasyatidae. The record is from RefSeq and is a predicted model, not a curated record.
UUAAGGCGACCUGCUUUAAAAGACGCAAUUUCCGCUGCGGCUGCGGCUUCAAGAUGGCGGACCUCCUCGGUUCAAUUCUGAGCUCGAUGGAGAAGCCGCCGACCGUCGGCGACCAAGAGACCCGCCGCAAGGCGCGAGAGCAAGCUGCCAGAUUAAAAAAGAUGCAAGAAGAGGACAAGAAACAGAAAGCAGAAUUCAGGAAGCGGAUGGAGAAGUUGAUCUCGGAUUUUAUCCAGAGCAGUGAACAGAGGAGUAAGAAAUUUGACCCAAUGAACAAGCUGGAGAGAAGCAUCUUGCAUGAUGUGGUCGAGGUGGCUGGGCUGACCUCGUUCUCAUUCGGAGAGGACGACGACAAUAGAUAUGUGAUGAUCUUCAAGAAGGAAUUUGCUCCUUCAGAUGAGGAGCUGGAGGCAUACCGGAGUGGAGAGGAGUGGGACCCUCAGAGAGCCGAGGAGAGAAAGCGUAGCAAGGAGUUGGCGCAGAAGGAGGCGGAGCAGUCUGCAGAGCAUGGACCCUCGCAGGAAUCCUCUCCCCACUCCAACUACAAACAGAAAUACAGCCAUUUGAUCGGCACCGUGGCUGCCAAAGAGGGAGCGCACACCUUGCAGGCAAACAAGGCCUAUGGCUGUGUACCAACAGCCAACAAGCGAGACACGCGAUCCAUUGAAGAGGCGAUGAACGAAAUCAGGGCGAAGAAGAAGAUGAAGGUGUUGGAUGAAGGAAUGGGCGUAUCAGGGGGCCCGUGACGCCUUGUGCCCUCCUCCCCUUCUGUGCUGAGUGACCCUCCUGGCAAGGUCUGAGGCCUUGUUCAGGCCAGGCCCUGCCCCUGUUGUUAGAAGCAUGCUUUCGACUGGGGGGGGUGGGGGGGGGAAGAGGUGUGGUUGGUUUGUGGGGAUGUAGGCUUCCUGUGGAGCAUGGGUGGGUGGCUGAACUCGAAUUGAGGGGGUGGGAAUGGAGGGUUUAAGGCAGUGGUUCUGUGGGAGAUGGUGAGAAAUUGGAUUGAUUGGGUGGGGAGGGGCGUUAGAUAUUGUUGGGGGGAACGGGGCUCUGGCACAGUUCAAUGAAUGUGUGUGGUCCGCAGGAACACGUGCGGGUGUGUCCUGCUUUGCCCGUCAUGCUGAGGGGACAUGGACUGCCCCUCAGUCUGUGCAGGGCUGCGGGUGACAUUUCUUUUCUGGCAGACUGCUGCCCCUCCGGGCCCCUGGCUCCCUGCGCCCAGAGCUACUGGUUGCACACCGUCCUGGCCCUGUGCGCAGUGUCAGCAUGACUCCAGCCCCAAGGCUGCGGCCCAUACCAACUCUGGUUGGAAGAGCUCAUGUCCAUGGUGAUGGCUGUGAUCACGGGUGACUUUCUAGCAAAGGCUUCCUGGGCAGGCCUCAUUCCCCUUCCCCUCCCCACACACCGUGCUCCCUCAUACCCCCAUCUCCUUGCUCCACACCUCACUCAAACUCCCCCUCCCUCAUCCUCUUACCGUGAGGGUUGCUCAUUCCCUUGCCUUACUCUCAACCACUGCCACUCUCCCUCACCCCUACAAACACCCCCACUUUCCGUCAUCCAUUCUAUCUGCCCUUCACCUCCAGUCUCCCUCAUCCCCUCUGCCUGCCCCCACAUGCCCCACUUUCCGUCAUCCAUUCUAUCUGCCCUUCACCUCCAGUCUCCCUCAUCCCCUCUGCCUGCCCCCACAUGCUGUCCAUUACUCUACCCUUUCUACCCCUCCUGUAGCUCAGGUAAUGUUCUCUCCACUGGGCUGUAACUCCCACCUUUUAAAUUGUUUUAUCUGCAGUGUCUGAAUGUAAAUUAUAUUCUGGUGAGAUGCUGGAUAAAGUUCAUGCUGAAAUUGUUAUCCCAUGGCAAAUAAACACGCAGUUGUACAUUUC